This is a messenger RNA of Mercenaria mercenaria, 1467 nucleotides long. Its product is annotated as glycoprotein 3-alpha-L-fucosyltransferase A-like. The record is from RefSeq and is a predicted model, not a curated record. Lineage: Eukaryota; Metazoa; Mollusca; Bivalvia; Venerida; Veneridae. The transcript is spliced from 2 exons. Gene Ontology annotation, molecular function: alpha-(1->3)-fucosyltransferase activity. The coding region runs from base 259 to 1023 and encodes 254 amino acids. Gene Ontology annotation, cellular component: membrane.
UUUCAGGUGAUGAUUAGUAUGUUAACUUGCGUGUUGCUAUUGCUGAUGUCAAACUCUAUGACAUUUUUUGGAACGUCAAGGACAUGGAGGGACAUCCAAGCAAGUCAAAACUUAGGGGACAUUAAGGUAUCAAGUAAAAUAGAUACCAGCAAAAGGACGUUUGGAAUACACUGGUAUAAUCCGCCACCUUUUAUCAAAGUUUAUCAUAAGGACGCAAUGAGUUGUGGAUUUCAAACAUGUUAAUACAGCAAUUGUAAAAUGAGUUUUGAUAGAACAGAUGCAAACAGAAGCCAGGCUAUUAUAUUUGAUGGCUGUUUUAUGCCACGAAACCUCAAUUUUACACGUCCAGAUGGACAAAUUUGGAUUUUUGCGGCUCAUGAGUCCCCACUUACAUACAGUGCAGGUGGAAAUUGGUGGUAUAGAAAUAAACAAUAUAUAUUUAACUGGACAAUGACCUAUGACAAGGACAACACAGACAUAUUUCUACCAUAUGGAGAAAUACUAAAACGCAACAAUGAGAAGAAGCGCAACUUCAAGUCAAUAGCACUGAAUAAAAAGAAGACACUUUUGAUGAUUGCGUCGCACUGCCAAACCGAUUCGAAAAGGCAAGAGUAUGUGAAAGAACUGAAGAAGUAUAUUGAUGUCGAUGUUUUGGGACGAUGUGGUAAAAAAUUGAAUUGUGGAAUUCACUACACACAUGAUGAGAAGUGUUUUCAACUUUUGAAUACAUCUUACAAGUUCUAUUUAGCAUUUGAGAAUGCUUUAUGUCAUCAAUAUAUCACGGAAAAGUUUUACGAAAAUUUCAACUAUGAUCUGAUUAUGUUGACACGUGGUGGUUAUAAGGAGGAGUCGAAAACGUUAUUUCCUGAAGGCAUAUAUAUAGCAACAGAAGAUUUCAAGUCAAUCAAGGAUCUUGCAACCUACUUGAAAAACCUACGUGUCGACGAAUAUGCUGAACUGCUAAAACGAGAGUCAGUUUUAUUCUCCUGGCUAUUUAAAGGUUUAUCAAAGAGCAUUGUGUGACAUAUGUGAAAGAAUGAAUUAUCAGAACAAAUAUUCAAAAACUAUUGAAAACAUGAAAGAGUGGGCAUUCGGAUCUCAGCCUUGUCUUCAACGUAAACAAGUAACAGACAUUUGACAAAAUCAGAUAAUAACCGUGUUUCAAGCCGGCCAUUUAAACGUUCGGGAUUACACAAAAUCUAACAUAAACGUUUUGCUGCGGAAAAGAACCUGUAAGGAGUUUCAACGCAGCAAAAACGUCCUCAAAAGAAUUAUUGCCCAUUUUGUGGAUAUUGCAUUUGGAACUUUAAAAGUACUUUAAAAGCACAUUUUGUUUGCGAUUUUGAAAUAUUAAGUAUGUUCGCGAGGUUAAAUAUUGGCGAAAUUGUAAAAAUGGUAUCAUAUUUGAAUUUGAAUUAUAUUAAUGGUGAAUAUUUACGCGAGGAUUAAGUUUCGCAAUAUGUAGGG